UUAAAAAUUAUUAUUUUACAAUCUAGAUAUUAUUAGAAAUAGAUUUUUUAAAAAGAUAAAUAAACCUAAUACCAUCCCAUCUAGGGGAGGAAAAGGCACUGGAAGGAGAAUUGUCCCAAGGAAACUUAGUUAGGGUGACUUCUGUGAUGUGAAAUUUUUGAUUUGGUGUCCCAUUUGAUGUUUGUGGAUCCUCACCCCAUCCAGCAGUCACACCUCUCCCUUCUUUCCCUUCCCUUCUUUGCCCUUCCCCUUCUUCCUUGACAGCCCCUGUCAGUUUGGAAGCCACAGCAGCUCUGGAGAAGUGACAGGACGAGAAAGGCCAGGUUUCCAUGCAUCCACCUACAGACACCUCAGUAUCCAUCCAAAAGCAAUCGCCUCCUCUUCAGCUCCUCCUCAGGCAAUGCUGCUGGCUUUUCCUAAAAAAAAAAAAAAAAAAAAAAAAAAAAUUUAAAAAAUUUUGUUUUCUUCUUCUCACUUCUCCUGUGGGUGAAGAGCAAUGUCCAAGGGCAGGAAUGGAAUAGAAGUGGAAUAUUUGGAACUCAACAUUGAUGAAACAGCCAGAGGACAUGAAUCCUAGAAGAAAUGAAAAGGAAAUAUACCUCACUUGUACAUUUCCCAUCCCAUUUUAGAAAAUGUACAUAAAUACCCUUUGGAUUGUCAGGCCGUCCGUAUUUCUUCUUUAUUCUCCUUCUUCUUCUUCUUUUUUUAUAUGUAUAUAGUGCCGGCCAGGCACUUUGUUUUAUGUUUCCAAUAGCACAUCCCGAAAUUAACCAAAGCAAUACUUGCUCAACUUUCCUGGGCGACAGAGAAGAGAAGUCACCUCUCUGAUUGGCUGUCCCAAGAAAGAACAGAUGAGCAGUCCUCAUUCAAAAGGUCACCCCACCUGCCUGCAGUUCACCCUAAACAUGACUGAAGCUGUCAAAACCUACAAGUGGCAAUGUAUCGAGUGCAAAUCCUGCAUCCUCUGUGGAACUUCUGAGAAUGAUGACCAGCUGCUCUUCUGUGAUGACUGUGACCGCGGCUAUCAUAUGUAUUGUUUAAAUCCCCCUGUUGCUGAGCCCCCUGAAGGGAGCUGGAGUUGCCACUUGUGCUGGGAAUUGCUCAAAGAGAAAGCGUCGGCCUUUGGCUGCCAAGCCUAGGGGGCUCCCCCUAGAUGCAGAAUGUCACCUGUUCCUGUCCAGCUGGUACCAGCACACAAUUUCCAAAUCAGACCAAGCACCCACAUCCCCACACCUAGACAGACCAACAUAAAAGAAAACAGUCACAGAGGGACACACAAGGACACUUGAAAACAAGAGGAGGAGGCAUUUAUUUAUUUCCUUUGGGUGGGUUCCACGACUUCACACAGCCCCUUCCUGGUCUUACUGGAAGGAACUGGUACUUUUCAAGAAAGAAAGCUCCAAUUCCUCCCCUUACUUUCUUUCUCCCCCCACUUCCCCAUUGAAAUCUCCCUCACUUUUGUCUGAGCACUGAAGCUCUCUCACUGGUUUCUGGGCUAAAUGGAAGCCGUUCUGUGAACACUGAAUAGUCAUUCUUGUGCAGUCUAGUGUUUUAUGUUCUCUCUGUUCCAAGAAACUUUCAAUGAUUCUCCAACCCUUUGCCCUCUGGCUUCCCUUCUCCUCCCCCUUCACAAAUCCCACUGGGCAAUGAUGCCUUCCACUCCUUCACUGGUUCAAGAGCAGUGGUUUGUGACUCAUGACAAGGCUGACUGGUAAUUUGCUGGUCCCCAAAGGGCCACUAUCCUGAAAAUCUGGAUUGCCCCCAAACUCUGCCCUCAGAGACUGUAUGUGGAAAAAAGUUCGACUUUCCUGCUUCUAACAAUAUAUGCAAUGGAUGAAUAACCCCAAAGGAUCCAGACACAUUGAAUCGAAUCACUAGAUAGAGGAGUAGGGGGAAAAUGAACAGAAAGAUGAGGGCAAGAGGAAGAGAAUAAUGGGAAAUGUAAAUGAAGUCUUGUGCCACCAACCAGUGUUUGCUCUUUACUUUCCAACUAGGAGAAGCUUUGGAAAGGAUGGUGCUUGUCUGACUGAUUUACAUGUAAUCCCUUGGAUUGAAGUCUUUUUUUUUUUUUUUUUUGGCAGGAGGUAGGGGCGGGGUGGGCAGCAAAUUAGUUUGAAAGGUACUGUAAGCAUAAACUACGGAGAGAAAGAGAAAUAUUCUUUCCUUCCAACUGAACUUUUUGAUCAGCUUUUCUUGCUGGAGUUCCAGGACCACAUCUUGAAGAAUCAGAAGGCCAAGAUGAGACCUUUUUUCUCUGGUAAGGGGGUAACCAAGCCAGAUGUAGAGUUUGAGAGUAGAAGUCCCCUCAGUAUUGAUGUGACACAAGGAGUAUUUUUUGCCAAGUGAUUUUCUCAAUUCUGACAGUAUAUAUUUUCUUUUUUGCGGAGGUGAAUUGAAACAUGACUCCUGGGCGAGUCUUUUAGCUAGCAGAGAGACAAUUAUUGAUUAUUUGAGCAGCAGCCUGACAUGGAGUGGUGAUUUCAAAGUCAGGAGGAGCUGGGUUCAAGUCUCCCAUUUGACACAUGCUGGGUUUGGGAUCUCGGGCAAGUCAAUCAGUGUCUCAGACAAGUCUCUAAGAAGAUAAAUUAAGAACAGGUGCCUAUCUGCAAGAAGAGUUCCCUCACUGGGAGUUCCCUCUUUGCAAGCAGUCACAAAUCUGGUCUCCCUUUCCUCUUUAAAAAGAAAAAAAGGAAAUAAUUAGAAUUAAGAGACUAAAAAUAACCAUUUGCAAGCAUUAUCUUUGGAGGUUCCUUGACUUUCAAAUCUCCCUUUUGACUUUACUUUAAAAAUGAAUUAAUACUUGAAGGUAGAAGAUGUUCAGCUCAGAUUCUAAAAAUGGUGAGCAUUCCAUGAUGGCCCCGUGGGCUGAAACUUGUCAGGCUGCCUUUGAAAUGGGGCAGCGGGUUUCUGGAAAAUCAUUUGCCCAAAGGGCAGGUCUCUGCAGUGGGGACCCUAGCGCAUGCUCUGUUUCCUUGCUAUCAGCUCCAACUCCUUGGUCCGGCUUCUGACUAUAAAGGCAGAGGUUAUUUUUAGCCCACAAACUCCCCCAAGAAGCCUGCUGGGAUUCGGGAUAGCUGGCCACUUCUGCUGCUCUGUUUGCUUUUGGAUUUGGCAGGAGCUCACGUUUCCUGUGCUAAUUGCUGGCAGCCAGUAAAUCAGAUGUAGCAUAGAGAGGAAUUGAAACACUCCCCCCUCCCCCAAUCCCCACCUUUCCCUUUUCCCCAACCCAUUUCUUUGGCUGAAGUGAUCCAUGACAAGAGACUUGGGUCAUUUUCCUGUAGGAGAAUGUAGUCUAUGAGUGAUUUACACACAGGCAUAAUGAUCUCAUUUAAAAGAACUGUCCAGAUGGAAAUCACAUCUUCUUCCCAAAACAUAGCCUUCUCCCUCUGAGCAAUCCCACUUUGGAUUAUGAAGGAUUGAGUAUUUAAGAAGUCUGGAAUGUUUUUUGGAGAUUGACUUUCUUCACACGUGACUUGUUUGUUUUUCCCUUUGCCUACCUGGGAGAGUGAAAUCAGACUGACUAUAUUUUCUAUUUCUGAUGAGGCUCUCUCUUUAAUUCUCUCUGGGCACAAAGGGAUAUUAAUGCUCCAUGCUCUGGAGGGAUUUUAAAUUUUUUAAAAAAUAAUUUUCAUUGAUUUUUUUUGGGGGAUAUUCACUAAAAUAAUCCCAGAUUGCAUAACUCCUUAAAUCUUAAAUAUAUACAUAUAAAUGUGUGUGUCUAUACACACACAGAGA
Messenger RNA from Sarcophilus harrisii (Tasmanian devil), 3735 nucleotides. Its product is annotated as zinc finger protein DPF3-like. NCBI's taxonomy places the organism in Eukaryota, Metazoa, Chordata, Mammalia, Dasyuromorphia, Dasyuridae. The transcript has 4 exons. Gene Ontology annotation, cellular component: nBAF complex. Gene Ontology annotation, biological process: nervous system development. The record is from RefSeq and is a predicted model, not a curated record. The coding region runs from base 852 to 1139 and encodes 95 amino acids.